Messenger RNA from Papilio xuthus (Asian swallowtail), 807 nucleotides. Its product is annotated as chymotrypsin-1. Gene Ontology annotation, biological process: proteolysis. The record is from RefSeq and is a predicted model, not a curated record. Lineage: Eukaryota; Metazoa; Arthropoda; Insecta; Lepidoptera; Papilionidae. Gene Ontology annotation, molecular function: serine-type endopeptidase activity. The transcript has 6 exons. The coding region runs from base 1 to 807 and encodes 268 amino acids.
AUGUAUAUACUGCAAUGCUCCGAGCCAGUAUCAGCCGCACUAUUCGACUCGGAAGAUGGCAGAGAUGAAUUGGAUCGUAUAGUAGGGGGAAGUAAAGCUCCAAAUGGAUCGGCUCCUUAUCAAGUCUCAUUGCGAUGGUUUGGUGUCAGACAUUUCUGUGGGGCCUCCAUUAUUACUACUAAGGUUAUUUUGACAGCCGCUCAUUGUGUUGACAGGAUGAAGCCACACUAUUUCAUGGCGAUAGUGGGUACAAACCAACUGAGAUCUGGUGGUACACCGUACCCGAUCCGCAAGUUCGUACGUCACGAGGAUUACGAUGAUCAACUGAUAAAGAAUGAUAUUGCUGUCCUUUUCACACUUAUGGAGAUGAAGUUAGGUGGUGACGUAGACGCUGUUGAAUUGAACAAUGAACCAGUGAUGCCUGGUGAGAAAUUGUUACUGACUGGAUGGGGUACAACUUCUUAUCCAGGCAAAGCGCCAAACGACCUAAUGAUGCUAGAAUUAAACGCUAUCUCUUUGGAUGACUGUCGGGAAGCACAUAAGAAUAUAAACCCAGUGUUCGAGUCGCAGAUCUGUGCCCUCACUAAGGAAGGAGAAGGGGCUUGUCAUGGUGACUCGGGUGGACCCUUAGUGAGGGAAGGCAGGCAAGUUGGCGUCGUAUCCUGGGGUAUACCGUGCGCGAAGGGCAAACCUGACGUGUACACUAAGGUGGAAUCAUUUAUGGACUGGAUAGAAAAAACCCUGGCUGACGAUAAUGCAGAUCAUAUCAAAGAACUUAACUUGAGAAAAAGUAAUCGACACGUUUAA